AUGAUGUACGACCGCGAAGAGCGCAGAGACCGUGGCGACCGUGGCGACCGGGGUGGCGGCGGCGGCGGCGACCGCGACAGGAAUCGAGAUCGCGGUGAAAGGAGACGAUCCAGGUCCCCCCACCACCGUUCCUCCCGGCGCGACUAUGAAGCAGACUCUUAUUCCUCGAGUCGAGAUUACCGAGCUCGCGAACGAGAAGACAGAUAUGGCGGCUCUAGACGGGAUGAACGUGAAUGGGACCGAGAUAGGAACCCCAGGCGUCGCGAUGAUGACCGACCACCACGUCGCGAUCGAGACCUGUUUGAUGAUCGGCGAGGUGGAGGUGGAGGUGGAGGUGCAAGAGGCGCUGGUGCAGGCGACCGCGACCGUGGUGGGCGAGAAGACCGUGAUGAAUUCGCUGCCCAGGCCCGUGGUCGCAAGAGCAGCCCUACACCCAAAAAGAGAGAGCCUACUCCAGACCUCACAGAUACCGUGUCAAUACUGGACCGCAAGAGGCGGCUUACACAGUGGGACAUCAAGCCGCCAGGCUAUGAAAAUGUCACGGCGGAACAAGCAAAGAUGUCAGGCAUGUUCCCUCUGCCCGGUGCGCCGCGUCAACAACAGAUGGACCCCAGUCGCCUACAGGCUUUCAUGAAUCAACCUCAGAGCGGUGUCAGCACCACCGCUCUCAAACCUUCAAACUCCCGCCAGUCCAAACGCCUUUUUGUUUUCUCCCUCCCCGCCUCCGUGACGGAGGAAAGUCUGCUCGCCUUCUUUAACCUGCAACUGAACGGUCUUAAUGUCAUCAAAGGCAAUGACCCCUGUAUUCAGGCCAAUAUUUCCGACGACCGCACGUUUGCCCUGGUAGAGUUCAAGCAGCCUUCUGAUGCAACAGUGGCUCUGGCUUUGGACGGAAUUACUAUGGAAGAGCAUCUUAAUGAGUUGAAUGGCAAUGGUCAUGGUAGUGCGAAAGGUCUGGAAAUUCGUCGCCCAAAAGACUACAUCGUCCCGUCAGCAGACGAGGAUGCCUACACUGCCGGGGAUAUCUCGACAGAGGUCCCAGAUACUGCAAACAAAGUCUCGAUCACGAAUCUGCCUUCAUACUUGACAGAUGAGCAGGUUAUCGAGCUCUUGAAAUCAUUUGGGGAGCUGAGGGCGUUCGUUCUGGUCAGGGACAACGAUGCUCAAGAAUCAAGGGGCAUUGCAUUUUGUGAGUAUCUUGAAGCUUCAACCACAGACAUAGCCGUGGAAGGUUUGAACGGGAUGGACUUAGCAGACCACAAGAUAAAAGUACAGCGAGCCAGUAUUGGUUUCACUCAAGCCUCGGGACUCGAAAUGGGCGUCAAUGCAAUGUCCAUGUUUGCCGGAACGACUUCAGAUAAUUUUGAGGAUGGUCGUGUCAUACAGUUACUGAACAUGGUGACUGCCGAGGAGUUGAUUGACAAUGAGGAUUAUGAAGAAAUCGUCGAAGAUGUGAUGGAAGAAUGUCAGAAAUAUGGCACGAUCGUCGAAUUGAAGAUCCCUCGUCCUUCAGGUGGUAGUCGGCAAUCGGCUGGCGUGGGCAAGAUCUUCAUCAAGUAUGACACCGCCGAAUCAGCCAAAAAAGCCCUCCAAGCACUCGCAGGCAGGAAAUUCGCCGAUCGAACUGUAGUCACCACAUAUUUUGAUGAGGUUCGUUGCAUUUAUCUUUCCUCCACACUAGUGUUCCUUCCUCUUGGUCAGCUAUCUGCUAACUUAUGUAACUUGAUAGGCCAGUUUUGA
Exophiala aquamarina CBS 119918 is the source of this 1740-nucleotide messenger RNA. RefSeq lists its product as uncharacterized. NCBI's taxonomy places the organism in Eukaryota, Fungi, Ascomycota, Eurotiomycetes, Chaetothyriales, Herpotrichiellaceae. Gene Ontology annotation, biological process: mRNA processing. Gene Ontology annotation, cellular component: U2AF complex; U2-type prespliceosome; nucleus. The record is from RefSeq and is a predicted model, not a curated record. Gene Ontology annotation, molecular function: pre-mRNA 3'-splice site binding; poly-pyrimidine tract binding. The transcript has 4 exons. The coding region runs from base 1 to 1740 and encodes 579 amino acids.